Molecule: messenger RNA, 1914 nt
Organism: Symbiodinium pilosum
Lineage: Eukaryota; Dinophyceae; Suessiales; Symbiodiniaceae
Source: the annotation of a GenBank genome assembly
GAUGGAUCCACGAUCCACUUGCUUCGCGUCAGCUCUCAAAAAGGCGUCGGCGGUUUCCAAGUAAAUGGUGGCCUCGUGCUUCAGAGGUCAAGUAUCACCGUCCAGCAUGCUGCCGCGGAGAUUUUUGGUGCUGCGCUUGUUGGUGGUGAAACCUUUGCCACAGACGGCUCCCUUCUGCGUGUGUUGCUGGCCUUUGCCUCUGCAGGAACAGCAGGCAUAUCUGCAGGGGGAAACCUGCAAAUCAACAACGGCUCAAUGGUUCAAAUCGAGGGAGCCCAUGGCAGCACUGCGGCACUGUACGCGAGGUCAGACCUCAUCGUGGAAGGGCACUCUGCAAUCCAAAUCUCCCACGUCUCUUCGUCCGGCAACUGGGCCCUUUCUGCCGGUAUGUUCACUCAACACCUGCGAAUCAUUGGCAGCUCAACAGUGUCUAUAUCGCAUGCGUCCAGCCGCGGUCGUGCAGCAGGAAUUCUUGCCGAUGACAUCUUGCUGGCCGAGGGUUCCCUGCUUUCCCUACAUAAUGUGUCUGCAGAAGAAGGAGGAGGAGGCUUCUACUCAAAAGGUUCUGUUGAGAUUACCAACUCAUCGGCCAUUAAAAUCUCCCAAGCGAGAUCUGGUGGGCACGGCGGGGGAUUCUCUGCCGGAAACCUCACAGUUGUCAACCUCUCUACAGUGGACGUGGCUGAUGCCACAUCAGAACAGCAAGGGGGGGGCUUCAGUGCCACGACGCUUGAUGCCUUUGAAGUCAGUUCUUGGAAGGUUUCAUUACUUUUGACCGUCAUGGCAUCCACAACUGCCUCCACCGUUUCUAUGGCCGCUUCCUUUGGUGGAGGCUUUUUUUGCAAGAAAGAUCUUACCAUUGCUGGAAGUUCGAAGAUCAUCAUUGCAGGGAGAGCUGGAGGUGGCUUCCUUGCAGAUGGGGAAGUGAUCAUCUCGCAAAGUUCUCGCCUGCAAAUCAGGAACUGCGCUGCAAAUCGGGACGCCGGCGGCUUCAAUGCUCAGCGCUUCGUCCAGGUGAUGGAGAACUCCACGGUGGAGAUGCAAGGAGUCACAGCUGGCCGGUAUGGAGGGGGCUUCGCUGCCUUUGGCGACAUUCAGGUCAAUGCAUCUAAACUGCUCAUUGCGAAUGCUACUGCAGUUGCAUGGGACGGCGGAGGUUUCAUUGCCGACAAGUCUAUGCAGGUGGUGGAGAACUCGGAGGUGGAGAUCUUGGGAGUCAUUGCAGGCUCCCAUGGAGGGGGCUUCGCUGCCUUUGGCGACAUUCAGGUGCAGGGAGCGAGCAUUCUUAUCAGCGAGGCUUCUGCUGGCAAGAACUGCGGUGGUUUUAUGGUGAACGGAUCUCUGCAGGUGACUACAUCCCAGCUUCACCUCAAGCAGGCCAAGGCUGCAAGAAGUGGAGGAGGGUUUUGCGUCGAGGAAGAUACCGAGCUCCACACCUCCAGGCUUGACGUCUCUGAAGCCCAAGCGAGCAGCGACGGUGGCGGCAUGAAUUUGCAUGGCAAGCUUCACCUCCACGGGUCGUUUGUGACAAUACAGAGCAGUGGGAACGUUCCUGAGCCUCGAGAAGAGAGUGACUGCAGCUGCUCCAGCUCCGAGAGCACGAGCCAAGCACCUGCAGCUGCUUUUCGCGGUGGUGGCCUCUAUGCCCAGGCUAUUGUGGCAGUGGACUCCGAGAUCUUCGUGUCGGGCCUUCCAGAGGCAGACCUCGCAGUGGAGGGUAGCGGGGCUUUUGUGAAAGGACCGGUCCAACUUGUCAAUUCAACUCUGCAAUUUCGUGAGCUGCUGGGAGCCACUGCGCUGACAUCGCACUGCUUGGAGCUCUCCGGCUCGGCGCUUUCACUGCAGGGUGCAACCGACGUGGGCCUCUCCCUGCAGAACUCAAACUGCUCUUGCAACAAGACGCUCGACGUGAGG